Messenger RNA from Anthonomus grandis grandis, 2073 nucleotides. Its product is annotated as myosin-2 heavy chain-like. The transcript is spliced from 9 exons. Lineage: Eukaryota; Metazoa; Arthropoda; Insecta; Coleoptera; Curculionidae. The record is from RefSeq and is a predicted model, not a curated record. The coding region runs from base 75 to 2033 and encodes 652 amino acids.
AACGUCAUAAAACUGUCAAAUUUCAGUCAUUUUUAGUGAAUUAUAUUUUUUGUCAUGCCCGGCACCAAAUCACAAUGUACCCGUUUUUAUUAUCGCUAGUUUUAGUGGGCCCGACUAACAAUAAAGAAAAUGAAUCCGAUUAUUGGGAAAUUGACGAAAAUAUUUCUGACCAGAUAGUGUCCAACCGUUUACACAAUGAACCACCGAGCGAAUCGCUCUUAUCAGUCCUAGACGACAAGAAUAAACUAAUUUCUGAUCUCAAGAAACAACUACAUAACCAAAAAGUGCAGCUGACCUAUUAUUUUAGGCGGGAACUGAACCAGGACAAGAUACAGCAACUCUCCGAAUCAUGUAGUCCCGAGGCGUCCGAGGAAAGUUUACCGUUAAAUCUUGCCCUAAAUAAAUUUUGCAAACAGGCCGGAAUCAAGACGAAGCUGAGCGUUUUACACGAACGUAUGAAUAACAUCGAGUCAAGAAUUUCAAAUACCCUUAGGGAUCAGGAAUAUUUAAUCCGGAAAAUCGUUUAUAAAUUAUGCGAGAAAAUCAAACUGCAAGACAUGCUCGGGUUCGAAGGGUUCCUAUCAGACCCUUAUCAUAUCAAUUUAUUCGAUAAACUAUUGUCGGCCACUUUAACCUUAAGGAGACAGUUAGACUCAUUUAAAAUAUGCUCCGAAAGGGUCUUGAUUGUUGAGGAAGAGAGAAAUUCUAUCGUGGAGCAGGUGUAUUCUUUGCCGAUCGAGCAACGUUUGAAUUGCAACUACUUGGUGGGGAUACAAAUGGAAAAGGCCUACCUGGAAAGUGAAAUUAAGCGGAUCUCGCAGAACCACGAGACGAGCAGGCACCGGGUCAACGAUUUGAGCGCAAUCGAGCAGAUUUUACAUAAUUUACAGUGGGAGAUACACAGUAGCUGUUUAAAAAGUAGUGAAGAAAACUGUAUCGGAAAAUUGCUGGAGAAAAUCAAUUCCGAAGCCCACGAUUUACUCGAGCUGACAAAAAAACAGAAGGAAAAAUACGAGAGCGAAAUGGCGAGACCGAAAAGUCUGGACCCGGAUAAAGUCCUGUUUUUAAUUAAUGUGGCGUUUCGAGGGGAGCAAAUCGGGAAAAACUCCACAGAGGAAGAAAAAAGCUUAUUUCAAGUCAUUAAAAAAGAGGUAGAAGGGCAAAAGAAAAAAAUCAAAGAGGAUUGCGAGCAAGGAAUAAAAGAACAACAAAAGGAGUAUGACAAUUUAAGAGGGAAAUUAAGCCAGAUCAUGUUGGAGACCAGCAGAACCAAACUGGCUAACAGGACGUUAAAAGGGGAAAUUGAGGAGCUGAAACUCGAACAAAAACGCGCAAUGCACCGACUAAAGCAAGAAAAUGACGCAUAUAAAGCUCAGGUGGAAGAUUUACAGGCUAUAAGGGAAGCGUAUGCCCAAUUAGUAGACAGACAACCGAACAUCGGCCAAAUGGAACGGAAUUUUUCGAUCCAGAUUAGUCAAAGGGACGCUCGCAUUUUAGAGCUAGAAAGAGCGGCGGAAAGUAGACAAGAUGAAAUUUGCGCUCUUAAGGCGAAAAUGACGGAUCAGAGCGAUCAGAUCGCGGUACUCAAUCGAUUUAUUAACUUGACCAGACCCAAUAGUCCCAGGGAGGAAACGAACUUGUCGAUAAUUCCUAAGUCGAGUAGCUUAACAUCCAACCCCGCACCACUGGAUGACCAAAUGAAAAAAACUGCAAAAAAGGGCACCAUUGUCAAAUACAAAGCGCUUAGUCCGAGAAGGUAUAAACAGACACGUUCCAGAAAAAAACAAAAACGUAUCGAGAAGAUUUUCUGUGUGAACCAGGAGCAGUUCGAUUGCUACUUGUCCACUAACGAGGAGUACAGCGAUGGCUUGAAAACGGAAAAAUCGUCCAGGUUCAGUCUGGAAAUUACGUAUAAAAACAACGAGAUCAACGACGCCUUUUUGGAGCUGGAUGAGUACGAGAUGUUUAAAGAUGUGUCCAGCGAGUCUCUCGCUUUGGAAACUAGAUAUAAGAAGUGUAGGGGGAUCGAUUGAGUUUUCUGUUCUAGAGGGUCAAAUAGAAGUUGUAUGUGUA